AUCUUUAAUCGAAGCAACAGAAACAACUUGCAUUAUGAGGACAGUUUUCUUGUCGAUAGUGUCUUUUACUUUAGUAUGCCUGGCGACUUGCCAACAAAAUACUGCUUGUACAACUGAUGCCGACUGUAACAAAGUUUGCGGUACCAACAUGGUUGGUCAUUGUGAUCAAAACUCAUGUCACUGUCACGCAAUGAACGAAUGCGUUCACGCUACUGAUUGUACGUGCGGUGGUAACCAGAUUGCCACCUGUGAUAACCACCAGUGCCAUUGCCACCACCCACGUCGUGCUGUCAUUGAAUGUCAUCAUGCCACUGAUUGCACGUGCGGUGGUCACCAAAUUGCCACGUGUGACAAUCAUCAAUGUCAAUGCCACCACCCACGUCGUGCUGUCAUUGAAUGUCAUCAUGCCACUGAUUGCACGUGCGGUGGUCACCAAAUUGCCACGUGUGACAAUCAUCAAUGUCAAUGCCACCACCCACGUCGUGCUGUCAUUGAAUGUCAUCAUGCCACUGAUUGCACGUGCGGUGGUCACCAAAUUGCCACGUGUGACAAUCAUCAAUGUCAAUGCCACCACCCACGCCGCGCUGUGAAUGAAUGUGUCCAUGCAAGCGACUGCACGUGUGGUCAUGGACAAAUCGCUACAUGUGACAAUCACCAAUGUGGCUGUCACCAUCCACGUCGUGCUGUUGAAUGUACCCAUGCAAAUGAUUGCACGUGUGAACACCACCAAAUUGCCACAUGUGACAAUCACCAAUGUCAAUGCCACCACCCACGCCGCGCUGUGAAUGAAUGUGUCCAUGCAAGCGACUGCACGUGUGGUCAUGGACAAAUCGCUACAUGUGACAAUCACCAAUGUGGCUGUCACCAUCCACGUCGUGCUGUUGAAUGUACCCAUGCAAAUGAUUGCACGUGUGAACACCAUCAAAUUGCCACAUGUGACAAUCACCAAUGUCAAUGCCACCACCCACGUCGCGCUGUGAAUGAAUGUGUCCAUGCAAGCGACUGCACGUGUGGUAAUGGACAAAUCGCUACAUGUGACAAUCACCAAUGUGGCUGUCACCAUCCACGUCGUGCUGUUGAGUGUACCCAUGCAAAUGAUUGCACGUGUGAACACCACCAAAUUGCCACAUGUGACAAUCACCAAUGUCAAUGCCACCACCCACGCCGCGCAGUCAUUGAAUGUCAUCAUGCAAGCGACUGCACGUGUGGUCAUGGACAAAUUGCUACAUGCGACAAUCAUCAAUGUGGCUGCCACCACCCACGACGCGCUGUGAAUGAAUGUGUCCAUGCAAGCGACUGCACGUGUGGUCAUGGACAAAUCGCUACAUGUGACAAUCAUCAAUGUGGCUGCCAUCAUCCUUAAUUAAAUAUUCUUUGAAAUAAAUCACAUUGUCACGUA
This is a messenger RNA of Ostrea edulis (European flat oyster), 1399 nucleotides long. Its product is annotated as histidine-rich protein PFHRP-II-like. NCBI's taxonomy places the organism in Eukaryota, Metazoa, Mollusca, Bivalvia, Ostreida, Ostreidae. The transcript is spliced from 2 exons. The record is from RefSeq and is a predicted model, not a curated record. The coding region runs from base 35 to 1363 and encodes 442 amino acids.